Molecule: messenger RNA, 972 nt
Organism: Adineta ricciae
Lineage: Eukaryota; Metazoa; Rotifera; Eurotatoria; Adinetida; Adinetidae
Source: the annotation of a GenBank genome assembly
AUGUUCACACCUAUCGAGUAUAUCUCUUUGCUCUACAAUGCUCAUGAUUCAUCGGAUGAUCUGAUGAUUCAGACAAAAAUGGAUUCAAAUGGUUCGACACAUUCAUCAUCGUCGGGAAAAGAGGAUGGGCUAUCUCAAUUAAGUCGAUCUGCAGAAAAUGCAAAGAGAAUUAAGAAUGUUCAAGACAAAUUUGUGAAUGGUCAAUCUUUGGCGAAAGAAGGUCGUGCGCUGGUUGGCGAAGGCGUUCUGAUGAAAGUGUGUCGAAAAAAGCCCAAGCAACGAGUUUUCUUCCUAUUCAACGAUAUUCUCGUGUAUGGACGUGUAGUUAUGAAUGGACUUAAAUAUACUCAACAAAAAAUUAUUCCUCUAAGUGAAAUUAAAAUCAGUACCCCAACCGAUUGUGAAGAAAAUCCAUAUUCGUGGUUGAUUAGUAGUCCUAAAAAGUCGUUUGUCGUUCGUGCUAAUUCCGAUCGUGAACGUCAGGAAUGGUUGGCUCAUCUUGAUCGGUGUGUCUAUCACUGUCGCAAUACAAAUCAAUCUCAAAACAAUGCAGUUGCAGCGCACUGGGUUCCCGAUGAUAGGUCCGAUACUUGUAUGCAUUGUCAUACAACAAAAUUCUCAACAUAUAAUCGUAAACAUCAUUGUCGAAAUUGUGGUUAUAUCGUCUGUGAUGGAUGUUCAAAGAAACGUUUUCUCUUGCCGCACUUGGAUUCGAAAUCAGUCCGUGUUUGUGAUGCUUGCUACUCGAAACUCACAAAAAACUCAACUAAUGAAUCUCGUCCAACGCACCAACGUGAUAGCAGUGAUAGUGAAGGAGAAGAAAACAAUGGUCAUUAUUCACCCGUACCAGUAUGUCUAUCACGUCAUAUCUUGAUCACUAUCUCAUCCCACAUUUGCAUUGUAGGCCACUUUUUAUCAGAACGUCGAAAGUUUCUAAAAAAAACUCAAUAUCAUCGUGAACUGAAUGAUUAA